AUGGUUCGAAAACUCAAGCAUCAUGAACAGAAACUCCUCCGCAAAGUCGAUCUGCACACCUACAAAUCCGACGCCGGACACCGCGAAGCCGCCAUCCGCCGACGCUACCACCUCCAGCAUCCGCUUGACUACAAAAAAUACAACGCCCUCUGCGGCUCCCUGCGGCAGCUCGCACAUAAACUCUCCGCGCUGGACCCGGAGGACCCAUUUCGUACGGAUAUCGAAAGCCAGGUUCUGGAGAAGUUGUGGGCGAUGGGCAUCCUGAAGCAGAGCCGCGAGCAAGGGGCGGGGCUAAGUAAGGUUGAGCGGGAGGUCACGGUUAGUGCGUUUGCGAGGAGGAGGUUGGGCGUUGUCAUGGCGCGGAUGGGGAUGGUGGAGAAUGUUCCUACGGCCGUAAGAUUUAUCGAACAGGGCCAUGUCCGUGUCGGCACGGAGGUCGUCACUGACCCUGCCUUCCUCGUGAACAGGAACCUCGAAGACUUCGUCACCUGGGUCGAUUCGAGCAAGAUCAAGCGGAACAUCCUGCGGUACCGUGAGAAACUGGAUGAUUUUGACCUUCUAUAG
This is a messenger RNA of Histoplasma capsulatum G186AR, 564 nucleotides long. RefSeq names its product U3 small nucleolar ribonucleoprotein IMP3. Gene Ontology annotation, molecular function: snoRNA binding; rRNA binding; structural constituent of ribosome. Gene Ontology annotation, biological process: rRNA processing. Bases 1 to 564 code for a protein of 187 amino acids. NCBI's taxonomy places the organism in Eukaryota, Fungi, Ascomycota, Eurotiomycetes, Onygenales, Ajellomycetaceae. Gene Ontology annotation, cellular component: small ribosomal subunit; Mpp10 complex; small-subunit processome. The transcript is spliced from 3 exons. The record is from RefSeq and is a predicted model, not a curated record.